AUGCGGCGGCCUCUCAGUGACGCAGCGGUCGUAGGCGCUGGGCUGGCCGCUCCCUGGGCCGCAUUCCCGCCACCACGACCUCGCGACGUGCCGCCGGAGAUCGCGUAUGCGUAUAGAGUGCCUCUGAGCUCUUCGGUCCCUCCGAGAAUAUCAGCGACGGCUACAGCUGCUCAGUGCGGGUCGGCUCGUGGCUGCGGCGGAGGCGGAGGCGGAGGCGGAGGCGGAGGCGGCUUGGAGUCGCGAUCUCUCGACGCCGCGGCCACACAACGUUGCGCUGGGAAUAGACAAUGGACUUCGAAAGUGAUAGAUACCGUGAAUGAGAUCGUAGAGGCCGCUGAUGGGGCGCAAUCCCAGUGA
Messenger RNA from Mytilinidion resinicola, 357 nucleotides. RefSeq lists its product as uncharacterized. The transcript has a single exon. Lineage: Eukaryota; Fungi; Ascomycota; Dothideomycetes; Mytilinidiales; Mytilinidiaceae. The record is from RefSeq and is a predicted model, not a curated record. Bases 1 to 357 code for a protein of 118 amino acids.